AGCAAGUUAUCUGCAGUUAAAAAAAAAGAAAAAAAGAUUUGAAGUACACAAGUGCACAUGUCUUUUUCACAAGAGUUUGCUUACUUAUAAAAUAGUUGAAACUUGUCUCUGAACUGGUUCACAGGUCACUCAUUAGUGAAAAUCAAAAUAAUAAUAAUAAAAAAAAUAAUGAAUGAAUGAAAUGACUUCAGAGGUCAUGGAAAAUUCAUGGCGAUUCAUUGUCCAAAAACUGUUGGAACCCCAAAUAUGUUUUGUUAUUCUUUUUACUUCAAGCCACCUUAUGAUUUAUCAGCCUCUGCCAUGCGAGAAAUGCUGAUACCUAAUAAAUGCAGCCCUGGGUUUCACCAGUUGCAUUUCCCCCCGUGAGAGAGAGGCCAGACCAUCUCACGGCACACCAGCGUCUUAUUGAGGAAGAGUUCAGCACAAGAGCUUCCUUAAACCUCUCUAUUGUAAGCACCUGGGCCAGGAAGAAUGGCUCUUUCACAAGUAAAUUGCGGCCCGGCUUUACAGAGAGAUUUUAUAACAGAGCACAGUUGACAUUGGCAAGAGUGCCACGGCCGGCCAUUGAAAAGCAUGAGCUGCCUCAGUCACAGGAGAUCAAUCAAGGCAGCGUAUUUCCCCGAAGCUGUAGAUUUCCGCUGGGGAGGGGAGCCAAGGGCAGUAAAAUAAGCAGCUUGUGGUUAGUCUUAUUGUAGAACCGAGAAUCCCAGCGGGUCUCGUACUUCACAUGGAGCUGUCAGUCUAAAGCUAACAAAAUGCUGUCUAAUGCCUUCAGCCUGCGUCUUCCCUCCCCCUCCCUACAUCACUGCGCACAGGCAGGGAUGCUGCUACCAUGGUAACAGCUGAGUCAUUCCGUGCCCUUUGAAGCGAUGCUGUCGGGCUCCUCCGGCUCUCUUUACUGCUCAUGAAACAGUGUGAAGAAGCGCAUAUGCGCUCUGAUCACUACAGGUGUCAUCCGGGAACAACGCUGGGCUAGCAGAUCGCGCUAGCCGGAUGGGUAACGUUUCUACUGCGGUCAAGCACUGCCUGAGCUAUGAGACUUUCUUGCGGGAUUAUCCUUGGUUGCCACGGCUCCUGUGGGAAGAGAAGUGUUCUGAACUGCCUAAGCUUCCACUUCAUGUCAAAAUUGUGGAGGUCGGACCAAGAGAUGGGCUUCAAAAUGAGAAGGAAAUAGUGCCAACAGAAGUCAAAAUCCAGCUGAUUGACAUGCUCUCUCAGACCGGGCUGCCUGUGAUCGAAGCCACUAGCUUUGUGUCUUCAAAGUGGGUAGCUCAGAUGGCAGACCACAGUGCAGUGUUGAAAGGGAUUAAAAGGUCUCCUGACGUAAGAUACCCUGUCCUGACUCCCAAUAUUCAGGGCUUCCAGGCAGCUGUUGCAGCAGGAGCUACUGAAGUGGCAGUGUUUGGUUCCGCCUCAGAGACUUUUAGCAGGAAGAACAUCAACUGCUCCAUAGAGGAGAGUUUGCAGAGGUUUGAGCAGGUCAUCUCUGCAGCCAAACAGGAAGGCAUACCAGUGCGAGGGUAUGUUUCCUGUGCUCUCGGCUGUCCGUAUGAGGGACAAGUAAAACCGUCACAAGUCACAAAGGUGGCAAAGCGGUUGUUUGAGCUGGGCUGUUAUGAGGUAUCCCUGGGGGACACCAUUGGCGUAGGCACUGCAGGCUCCAUGGCCGAGAUGCUGAGAGAUGUGUUGACAGAGGUGCCCGUCGGCGCACUGGCGGUGCACUGCCAUGACACUUACGGUCAAGCGCUGCCCAACAUUCUCAUUGCUCUGCAGGGCUACAACUGUGUAGGCCGCAGCAGCCGUUGUAACAUCAAGUUAAGUAACUCUGACAACAAUGAGAGGAGACAGAAACAGGCUCAAAUUCCUGAAGAUCACUCAGAAAUAUGUUACCAAGGAAAAGCUGUGUCUUGGUUUCAUAGAGACAGCUUUAUUUAUUUAUUGCAUGGAAGCUCUGUCUCAAAUCGGAAAGCUGUCGGCAUGCUGGGUUUCCCACAAACGUAAUCUCUUGUGGAAAUGUCAGAGUUAACUCCGUUUCACAGAAAACAGACCAUUCUGCAUUGUGCCUUUCAGACUUCCCAUUCAUACUCGCAAGAACGCGCCAACUGAGGUGGCCAUUGUUCGUGCCUGGCUUCCUCCAAAAUUCCUCGUCUUCUUUACUUCACAAGCUUUCCUCCCACGGCUGCAACUAUGCCACAACCUUCUGCAGGUCUUUGCGGGAGCUCCAACACAAAGGCUAUGCAAGCUGUGAUUUUAACGCCACAUCUGGAAUUUAAGCCAAGCUAAACUAAUCGAACAGCUCCGUUUUGGAGUUCCUGACCGCUGUUUGCUGAACAUCAUGUCCUUGCACAGUAUUCAGAGUCAGCAAAUCUGGAGCAAGUCCCUGUACGUGUUGGUCUGCCUUCACACAGCGGGUGGAUGCAGAAAGGACUGGCGACGUAGCAAAUUACCACUCCGUGUUUACGCAACAAAGCGUCUGCCCUGCAGAAUAUCUUGCCCUGACGCAAAAAGUCAAAAGCCCAUGUCUGGAAAUCUGAAGUACAGUGCAAAGCGGCAUGGGUCCCUUUCCUCUCGCCAACAAAAACAACAAUUACAAGCGACUCAGACGGCCCAGCUAUGAAAUAGGGCCUUGUUGCUGAGAAAAGCUAGCAAUUAGGGAGCAUUGUUCAGCACAGGAAAGCAGCUUUUAUUAUUUUCUUGGUCAGCUCGCCAUGCCCCAAAGGUCUGCGUGGACCAGAAUACAGCUUCUUAUUGAUAUUCACUGAUGCUAUAUCGAGGUCAGAAGCAGGAUAGGAGCGUUAAUUUCACCGCUCUGUUGGAUUCCAUCCCCAUUUCCCCCCUCCUGACAUCUGGCUUUGCCUGGGAAGCUGGAAAACGUCUUUAAUAUUCUCAUGACAGUCAAGACGACAUAUGGAAAACAUUGUAAUACCUUAAUCUGCAAUGCUUCUAAGAAAGAGAGGGGCUGGCAGAUAGAUGCUUGGCUUUCUAAUUUGUAGGUUUCAGAAGUUCUUCUGGGUACCCAGACUCUUCGAUAUACAUCACACAUUCGUUUUCCACACCUGCCAAUAGCUAGUCAGAACUCCUGCAGGGAAUACACUGUCUACUGAUUUAAAGUGGUAGUUCAGCCCAAAAUCUCAAUUCUGUCAUUAACUCACCCUCAUGUUGUUUCAAGCUUCUUUUUUUUUUUCGUCCUUGGAACACAAAAGGUGAAUUUUUGAAGAAUGUCAUCGCUAUGUCCUAAAAUAUCCAUAUGACUUGUGCAUUGUAUUCUAAAUCUUUUGAAGCCAUACGAUAGCUUUUAUUUGAGGCUGUUAUUCUUUUAUUGUAUUUUUGUCAAUUGAUGCUCAACAGCACAGUCAUUUAGCGAUAACAAAGAAGUUAUUUUGUUAUCCUGGGCAUAUUGAUCACUUUACAGUAGGUCCACGUUUUGGUUAAUUUAAUUUUAAAACAUGCAUUGUAAACAAAAAGUGAUCCAGGUUAACUCUAUUUCCUAACCCAGGCUCAUUGGAAAAACGUGCCUGUGGUGAUAUUUCUGCAAAAUGCAGGUUUUACAACAUUUGCAAAGUCAAAUGUCCAGUGAGUGGCGCUAAAAGCUAGUUCAGUUUUAUUCAUAACAUAUGAAUGUGAAUGCGACAUCUUUUUACUAUGUUAGUUGUUGUGUGUAACAUGGCAGUUCAGAAAUUAAAUGUCUGGUGAGUGCCACUAAAAGAUUAAUGCUCUGCCACCUUUGAAAAUAAUGUCCCUGCUAACAGUGUACGUUCUCAGAACUUCCCUAUAACAUUGUGGCAAGGUUCUCUCAAAGUUAUGAACAAACGUUAACAGAAUGCUCAUUCAAAGUUAUCUGGUCUUUAAUAAUGUUCUCAAAAUAUAAGCACGAAAACAUUAUCUAUACAUUGUUCAUGGAACAUUUUUUUCUGAAAUGUUUGAGUUGGAUGUAACAUUUAAAAAAAAAAAAAAAAAAAUGUUGCUAUUUGUUUCAGAGAACAUUCAAAAGUUAAGUUCCGAUAAUGUUUGCAAAAUGAUAAUAUUUAAAAUAAACUGGAUGUUUCAAUGUUCAGGGAACAUUCAGAAAUAAUGUUUUUAUACAUUGUAAACCUCAUACAUAUAGAGCUGGUUAUGUGAUACAAACGUCAAAAUGGAUUAGUUUACAAAUCUUGCACUAUAAAAGUGUAACAUAGUAUUGUGCAAGAAACUGUGUGAAAAUAAGUCUUUAUUAAUUGAUAAUCUCGCCCUGCAAUCAUAAUUUGUGUAGAACAAAGGUUACACUUUAUUUUAAGGUGUCUGGGUUACAGUGUAAUUAUGCAUUUAAGUACUUAGUAAUAACAAUUAACAACAUGUACUUACUAUAGGUUUAGGAUUAGGGUUAGUUGCAUGUAAUUAUGCAUUACUAUCAUUACUAUAGUAAAAACAUGUAACAAGACACUGUAAAAUAAAGUAUUACCAAAAAUAAAUAAAAGUUGUUUAUGUUAUUAUAUAUUACUUCCACUAUUAUAUAUUAUAUUUUACUGCCACUAGUGUUUAUUUCAGGUGGAAUCUGCACUAAAUUUAAUGUAGUUUUGAAAUUUUUACAAAAAUGUAGGCACACUGUAAAACCUGAUAUUUUACAGUAACUCAAACCAUUCAAGGAAACCGAUUGCCUUAAACCAAGUUUUAAAACCAACAAGUAUGAGUACUAUAAACUCAUAUACAUUAAGUUAAAUGCACUUAUAUUCUAGUGUUGGUUUAGGCAAUCAUUAGAGUAAACUCAACUUAAAGAUUUUAAGUUUAUUCCACUCAUUCAGUUUAAAUUCAGGUAACAAAUCUAAGUCUUAACAAACAACUAUAUAGCUACUUAAAUGGUUUGAGGAAAGCGAUUGCCUUAAAUGGUUUAAGUUCAUCAAACUCAAAGUAAUAAAGUUACAUAAGACUAAGCAAAAACUAACAUUGGUACAAAGCAAUGAUGACAGAACAGGAGCACUGAAAAAUUAAAUAAGUUUAGAAUACUCAAAACAUUUAAGUAAAAUAAUUCAUUUUUUAAGUUAAUAGAAUUUAAAUUUUUUGUGACAAGUGGGGCAAGGCUGAGAGCCGUGGAAGCGGAGCAAGGCCAGUUUGGUGCACAGGUGUCUCUCAGUAACAAUCACGUCACCGACAUCCCUUCGCUCCCACACUUCUCAGCCUCACCCAACUCAUCAUAAUGUUAAUUACAUAUAGUUCAUUUACAUAAACAUCACACUCAGAUCGUGGUUAAAUUUUAGACAGCAAAUAACACAUGCUAUUAUAACUAUCAAAGAGACUGUCACUAUAUACUUGCAUGUAUAUAAUCAAAAAACAUACAGUAUAUGUGGUCUUAAAAGUUCAUCCUCAACCUAACCACAGGCUCUACUCUUCACCACAACCCUACAAAACUAACAUUGCAACGUGAUCUCAUGAGAACACGUGUGUAUUUUUACGUAAAGUG
This is a messenger RNA of Ctenopharyngodon idella (grass carp), 5434 nucleotides long. It is a transcript of the gene hmgcll1, whose product is annotated as 3-hydroxymethyl-3-methylglutaryl-CoA lyase-like 1. NCBI's taxonomy places the organism in Eukaryota, Metazoa, Chordata, Actinopteri, Cypriniformes, Xenocyprididae. Gene Ontology annotation, biological process: ketone body biosynthetic process; L-leucine catabolic process. Bases 994 to 2001 code for a protein of 335 amino acids. The transcript is spliced from 9 exons. The record is from RefSeq and is a predicted model, not a curated record. Gene Ontology annotation, molecular function: hydroxymethylglutaryl-CoA lyase activity.